Messenger RNA from Penicillium verhagenii, 951 nucleotides. Its product is annotated as mitochondrial 54S ribosomal protein uL15m. Gene Ontology annotation, biological process: translation. The transcript is spliced from 2 exons. Gene Ontology annotation, cellular component: ribosome; mitochondrial large ribosomal subunit. The record is from RefSeq and is a predicted model, not a curated record. Bases 1 to 951 code for a protein of 316 amino acids. Gene Ontology annotation, molecular function: structural constituent of ribosome. NCBI's taxonomy places the organism in Eukaryota, Fungi, Ascomycota, Eurotiomycetes, Eurotiales, Aspergillaceae.
AUGCCUCCACGACUAAUGGGGCUGCCAAUGCAGCUUCAGCAAUUCAUCGCCAAGCCCUUGCAGCAAUCUUCACCACUGGUUUUCCUGGCACCACAAUUCCAGCAGACACGCAAUGCCUCCAUUCUCUCCUCGCUCUCCGACAAUCCCUCCGCCUACAACAAGCGCAUCCGACGUGGUCGUGGUCCUGCCUCUGGCAAGGGUAAGACCGCUGGACGUGGUACCAAGGGUCAAAAGGCGCACGGAAAGGUCCCAUUCGGUUUCAAUGGUGGUCAAACAGCCGAUAUCGUGGUCAGCGGCACACGGGGUGAAGAAACCAACAUCCUCGCCCUCGAAAUGGCCCCUGUAAACCUCUCCCGCAUCCAAGAAUGGAUCGACCAAGGCCGCAUCGACCCAGCCCGCCCCAUCACCAUCCGCGAACUCACCCAAUCCCGCUGCAUCCACCGACACAAGGACGGCGUCAAGGUCCUGGGUGACGGUGCCGCAGCCCUCAAACAGCCCAUCCACCUCGUCGUCUCACGCGCCAGCGGCUCCGCGAUCGCGGCCGUCGAGGCCGCCGGCGGAUCCGUCGCAACUCGCUUCUACACCCGCAGCUCGAUCAAGCACAUCAUGGCGAACGAGACGCACCCCUUUAUCAGCUUGGCUUGGAGCGCUGAGAGCGGAUCCAAGGAGCUGCUUGCGGCGGAGUUUGCCAAGUUGAGCGUUGAGGGCGGCGCGAGCGUGGACAUCGAGGAGAAGAGUGUUAUGGAGGCUAAGGGUCUUCGGUACAGAUUGCCUGACCCCACGAGACGUCGUGAUAUUGAGUAUUAUCGUGAUCCGGCGCAUCGCGGGUACUUGAGUCAUUUGCUUAAGCCUUCUGAGGGUCCCAGUUUGUUCUUCCGUUCUCCUGAGGAGCGUAAGUCGGCGGCUGGUACUAAGAAGGAGAAGGUUCUGCCUGUGAACAGACUUUGGUAG